GAGGAUGCUGCAGCCUAUAGGAGUGGGAUGCUGACAGCUGCUCUGCGCGUCAGAGCCUGCGCGCUCCCGUGCGCGCUCUCCUCCUGUCUGCUACCCGAUCUAAGAAAAAGCAGUGAGUAUUCGCUGACUCAGUGCCUUAAGCAGCGUCGCCGUUCACCCGAACAGAGACCCAGCAUCUUCUGCGGAGACAGGAACUAAAACAAGAGAAAAACACCAGCCAUGGCUAAAACAGCAACCGCAUACAAAGAGAAGAUGAAGGAGUUGUCUGUGCUGUCCCUCAUCUGCUCCUGCUUCUACCCGGAAUCUCGCAACAAGCUUGUGUGCGAGUUUGAAGACAUGGAGGUGAAACCUAUUAAGAAACGAACCUCGGGACAGGCCUUUGAGGUGAUUCUUAAGCCUCUGUCUCCGGUGUCAGAGGUAUCCCACAGCCUGCCUUCUCCGCCAAAGAGGGAUAUCUCCUUGGAGGACAUUGAGAAGAAGCUGGAGGCUGCUGAAGAGCGGAGGAAGUACCAAGAGGCUCAGGUGCUGAGAGCUUUGGCAGAAAAGCGAGAGCAUGAGAGAGAUGUGUUGCUAAAAGCCAUGGAGGAAAACAGCAACUUCAGCAAAAUGGCUGAGGAGAAGCUCCACAUGAAGAUGGAGCAGAUCAAGGAGAACCGUGAAGCCCACAUGGCAGCCAUGAUGGAGCGCCUACUGGAGAAAGAGAAGCGUGCCGUUGUGGUGCGCAGGAACAAAGAGCUGAGGGAAGAGCUGACAGCAUGAGUCUCGCACAAGUCCUGACUUCCACGGUCCCUCCAUCCACCCACCUUCAUCCUGCCCUCAACCUCUCCAAAGCAAACACUCAAAGGCGAGAGGCUAGAAGACCUCUCCACCACAUCACUGCACACACUGACACCAGUUCCCACCACCACCAUCAGUAUUCUCAUUGAUACAAUGUUCUGUUCAAUUCAGUUUCAUGAAUGAAUUUAAUUUUAGAAAGAAUGUAAAAAAAACAAUCUAUCUAUCUAUCUAUCUAUCUAUCUAUCUAUCUAUCUAUCUAUCUAUCUAUCUAUCUAUCUAUCUAUCUAUCUAUCUAUCUAUCUAUCUAUCUAUCUAUCUAUCUAUCUAUCUAUCUAUCUAUCUAUCUAUCUAUCUAUCUAUCUUUAUCUAUCUCCCUCUGUGCUGUACUACUCUGUACGCUUUCAGACCUUUCGUUUAUCGUUAAUUGCAGUUUCUGAAUUUUGUCAGCAUUUUUCUCGUGAAAGGCCUCUGUGUUGUGGGUUGGCAGGCAUACAGGCAGUUUGAAUUGUUUACUAAUGAUGUCACGAUGUUGAUGAUGAUAAUAUGUAUGUGUGUUUUGUGAAGAACGAUAGCCGGAACAACCCUCCCUUAAAAUUGAUUUGCGAUAGGAGAAAAAUGGAUCGUUUUUUCCCCCACGUUCCCUCAUUUUCAACAUGCACAGUCAAAGGGAACUUUUGGGGUCAGCCGCAGAUCUGUGUCCAAGCGUCCAACCUCUGAAAACAAACCUGAUAGUGAACUUGAUCGGUGCUUUAUCGUUGACAAGAAUGUGUGUUUUUUGCCCAAAAUAGGAUAAUUGUUUUGACAUUUGCAUAUUCCUUCUUUCCCGGACAUUUUUCAAUGAGUUCAUUGUAUGCCAAAUAAACCGCUCUGCUAGGAACACAGUAUUUGGGGAUGAAUCUAACAAAUUAAUGAAUGUUAUGAUAGCAAACUGGUAUCAUGCAUAGUGUCUUGGAUAGUGGAAUGUGCUGUUGCUUCCAUCUUGAUAUAGAUAGUGUGAGUAUAAUGUAUGUCUGUGUGGGUGUGUGUGAAAGCAGACGUACUCCGGAAGCAUCUUUAGUGUCAUCUCUCAAUAUGGACUAGGUAGAAAGUGGAUGGAGGAUGCUUUAUCUUUAGCACACUGAACUUGUCUGUUUUUAAAAUUCAGUAUACCACUGAUAUCUGCCUGCGUUCUCUGCUGCUCGUGUUUCUCCCUUCAUAUAUUUCUCUGUGAAAGCCUUGCUGAAUAAAGGUUGGAGGUUCUGUAUACAUGGCAUGUACAAUUCAAGACUUUUUUUCUGUGCAAAAGACACAAUGGAAAUUGUAAAACUGCCAAAUAAAAGAGCCAGUUCUCUACCCAUGGGGAGAAUGCCA
This is a messenger RNA of Oryzias latipes (Japanese medaka), 2127 nucleotides long. It is a transcript of the gene stmn2a, whose product is annotated as stathmin 2a. Gene Ontology annotation, cellular component: growth cone; cytoplasm; neuron projection. Lineage: Eukaryota; Metazoa; Chordata; Actinopteri; Beloniformes; Adrianichthyidae. Gene Ontology annotation, molecular function: tubulin binding. The record is from RefSeq and is a predicted model, not a curated record. Gene Ontology annotation, biological process: neuron projection development; regulation of microtubule polymerization or depolymerization; microtubule depolymerization.